This is a messenger RNA of Aspergillus terreus NIH2624, 2118 nucleotides long. RefSeq lists its product as uncharacterized. The transcript has 7 exons. Gene Ontology annotation, molecular function: aldehyde dehydrogenase (NAD+) activity. Lineage: Eukaryota; Fungi; Ascomycota; Eurotiomycetes; Eurotiales; Aspergillaceae. The record is from RefSeq and is a predicted model, not a curated record. The coding region runs from base 1 to 2118 and encodes 705 amino acids.
AUGACUACCGUCCGCGCUGCUGUACUCGAGUGUGACACACCCAUUGACCCUGUCAAGGACCGUUAUGGGACAUACGGCACUCUGUUCGAGGGCCUUCUGAAAUCCGGUCUGAAGGAUCUCGGCAAAGACGGCGAGGUUUCCUUGGAGAUCGCAAAAUGGGAUGUUGUUGCGCGAGAGGAGUAUCCCAAGCCAGAGGAAUUCGAUGUUUUGCUGCUCACCGGGAGCAAACAUGACGCAUUCUCCGAUGCCCCGUGGAUCGUCAGCCUGACCAGAUAUAUCGCGGAUAUAUUCCAGCAAACCAAGAAGCCCAUCAUCGGCAUCUGUUUCGGCCACCAGAUUGUCGCGCGGGCUCUGGGAGCGCUUGUUGGCCGGAGUACAGCAGGAUGGGAGGUGGCGGUGGACUCGGUGACACUGAAUGAGACGGGAAAGGAGCUCUUUGGAAAAGACACCUUGUAUAUCCACCAAAUGCACCGAGACAUCGCCUACGAGGUCCCCGCCGGAUGCCUCAACAUUGGAUCAAGCCCGAAAUGCGAAGUGCAAGGCCUGUACAUCCCUAAACGCAUCCUCACCGUGCAAGGUCACCCGGAGUAUAACGAGUUUGUCGAGACAAAAUUGCUGGAGGUGCGGCACAGCCAGGGAAUCUUCGACGAUGCACUGUUUGCGGAUGGGAUGUCGCGGGUUGGGAACAAGCACGACGGAGGGGUAACCGAAUCCAACAGACAGACCAUGCCGAACGAAAUCCGCACCCUCUCCCCCUCGACCAACGAGGUCAUCUUCGAACACCCCGGCACCACCGUCGAAGAGGCGCGUACCCUGGCCCAAGCCGCGCAGAAUGCCUUCCAAUCGUUCCGCCAGCUCUCCCUCGCGGAGCGCAAGGCCAUCAUCGUCAAGGCCCUCGACAUCAUCGACGCAAACAAAGACACCCUGAGUGCGGAGCUCACCAAGCAGAUGGGCCGCCCCAUCGCCUACUGCGCCAAGGAAAUCGACACCAUGCGCAUGCGCGCCGAAUACCUCCUCUCCCUCGCCGACGACAAGCUUGCCGCGGUCCCCGGCCAGGCGGAGGAGGGAUUCCGGCGCUUCGUGAAGAAGGACCCCGUGGGGGUCGCCUUCAUCGCGACCGCGUGGAACUACCCGUACCUCAUCACCAUCAACACCCUCGUCCCCGCGCUCCUCGCCGGAAACGCCGUGCUCCUCCGCAUCUCCCCACAGACCCCGCUCAUCGGCGAGCGGCUCGUCGAAUACUUUGCGCAGGCCGGACUCCCCCCGAACGUCCUGCAGGUUGUGCACUGCGGCUCGCUGGAUGUCCUCGACCAGAUCGUCCAGCUGCCCCAGAUCCACCUCGUCUCGUUUACCGGGUCCACGGCCGGCGGUCUGCGCAUCCGCGAGGCGACUGCCCGCCGCGUCGUUCCCGUCAACCUCGAGCUGGGCGGUAACGACCCGACGUACGUGCGCCCGGACGUCGAUCUCGCAUACGUCGCGGGACAGGUCGUCGACGGCGCGGUCUUCAACUCGGGGCAGAGCUGCUGCUCCAUUGAGCGUGUCUACGUCCACGCGGAUGUGUACGAUGCGUUCAUCGCGGAGGUGCAGAAGGAGCUGAGCACAUACAAACUCGGCGACCCCACGGACAAGUCCACGACCACCGGCCCCGUCAUCUCCGCGCAGGCGGUCAAGAACAUUGCCGCGCAUGUCGCCGACGCCCUGGCCAAGGGGGCUGUCGACGCCACCCCAGCCAACCCUACCUUCGACCCUCUCCCGGCGAAGGGCAACUAUGUCGCGCCGCGGCUGCUCACCAACGUCAACCACAGCAUGCUCACCAUGCGCGAGGAGACGUUCGGCCCGAUCAUCCCUGUCAUGAAGGUGUCGUCGGACGAUGAGGCGGUGGCGCUCAUGAACGACAGCGACUACGGGCUCACGGCGAGCGUGUGGACGAAGGAUAUUGCGACGGGCGAGAAGCUUCUCGAGCGCAUCGAGGCGGGAACUGUCUAUAUCAACCGCUGUGACUACCCGAGUCCGGAUCUGGCCUGGAUCGGAUGGAAGAACUCUGGAUUGGGAUGUACGCUGGGCCCGCAGGCGUUUGACGCGUUCUACAAGCUGAAGAGCUAUCACAUUAAGGCAUAG